AUUACGCCUGUUGACACGCAUGGCCGAAAAAACGUGCUUAUAAGCGGUUAGACUCUCGAGCAGAAUGCAGAGCCAUCAUCUUUAUACGCAAGCUCACCGCAUAAACAGUGUUUGACAGCUCACUGCAGUGACAACCAAGUAAAUAAACGUUCACAUGUGUGUAAAGUAAUGCGCAAGAAAGAUAUUGAGAUAUCGAAUUCGAAAGUGGCACAGUUUAUCUUAUUAUAGGUGUCGUACUGUGACAUUUGAAACUACAAAUGAGGAAAAUCACGCAAUAUAGACUGCAAAAGCUCUUCCUAUUUUAAUCGACUCAACCUAUGGUGAUUGGUGAAUAACUUGGAGAGGUUGAUAAAUAAAAUAAAUUAAAACUUGCAUUGCUGAAGGUGUUGACCAUUAUUAUCUUAUCGUCGUAUCUUGCAAUGAUUUAUCUUGUUUUUAAUUUUUAUUUUUAAUCAUUCUGCCUAAUGUACAUACCUACUUCGAGCACAUAAAGUAUUCUUUAAACUCUCGCGAAGAAUAAAUCAAGUAUGAAAACAUACUUUUUAUACAUACUCAAUGGUUCAUAAAGUUAUUGUGCCAGAGGCUGACUACGCUCUGCUGGCUGGAAAACAAAAAUUUUCUUGCUGCAACAUUGUUGUGUUUACUAUUAUUUUCUUAUUGGGUUUUACUGCAAUUGGUAUUUUAACUUACAACUUUUUCAAAACUGCUAUCGCUGAAGAAAAACUGGUUAAUAAUGUUAAAGUACCUUCUUGGAUGCAUUGGAUGUGGAACCACAACUCCACAAAUGCUACUGCUUUUAAAUCCACCCUAAAGCCAAUUAAAGAACACUAUGUUGUAUGCUACUACACGUUUGAAGAUAAUUUAAGCACUACUAAAUUGCUUCCAAAUAAUUUGGACCCUCACCUAUGUACCCACAUUAUUAUAGGAUUUGCUUCAGUAGUAAAUUGUACUUUAAAUAUAGGUAAAAAUGUAACUCCUUACCAUCAAGUAGUGGCCUUGAAAAAAAUUGCGCCUACUCUUAAAGUAAUGGUUAGUGUUGGAGGAGCUGAAAAUGAUGAGGGUUUUGCAGAAAUGGUAUCAAAUCAUUCGAACAGAAAAAUGUUUAUUAGAUCAGUAUUAAAUGUAACUAAAGACUUAAAUCUAGAUGGUCUUGACUUGGACUGGGAAUUUCCUGGCUGGGCUCAAAAAGCUGAUAGGCAGAAAAUUCAAUUUAUUCAACUUGUAUAUGAAUUAAGGAAAGAAUUUGAUCACAGCGGUAGAAAAUUAACUUUGUCAGCAGCCGUUGCUGCCCCUCAAGCUAUAAUUGAUCAAAGCUAUGAAGUUCCAUCCUUAGCAGAACACAUUGAUUUUAUUAAUUUAAUGUCAUAUGAUUAUCAUUUUUACAUUUGGUAUUAUCCGGUUACUGAUUUGAAUUCACCACUUUAUUCGCGAGCCUUAGAAACAGGAUAUUUAACUUCACUAAAUGUAAAUUUCUCCGCUAAUUAUUGGGUGUUAAAAGGAAUGCCCAGAGAAAAAAUAGUAAUUGGUAUUCCUACAUAUGGUCAUUCUUAUAAACUUUACAAUCCUGCAAAUCACAAAGUGCAAGCGCCAGCUAAAAGUGUUGGUGAGACUGGAGAAUUAGGAUUUGUUAAAUAUUCAGAUGUUUGUAACUUUCUCAAAAAUGGUGCUUUGAAAGUAUUUUUAAAUGAUAGCCAUGUACCAUAUUCAUACAAAAACAGUGAAUGGAUUUCGUAUGAUGAUAUAACUAGUGUCAAACAAAAGGCAUUAUGGAUAAAAGCCAACCAAUUUAAAGGUGCAAUGAUAUACAAGUUGAAUACAGAUGAUUGGAAUUCUACUUGUUCACCAAAUCAUGGAUUUCCUCUUACAAAUACAGUGAAAAAAAUUUUACUUACUAAUUAAAAUUGAUUGUGUGUCAUCAAAAACUGCUAAUUCUCUUCUACCAGCACUUUACUUGCAUACAGCCAAGAUAUAAGUAUUUUCCUACUACACCUAAUGAGAAGUUUUAAUUAAUAC
Messenger RNA from Trichogramma pretiosum, 2013 nucleotides. Its product is annotated as chitinase-3-like protein 2. The transcript has 8 exons. Gene Ontology annotation, cellular component: extracellular region. NCBI's taxonomy places the organism in Eukaryota, Metazoa, Arthropoda, Insecta, Hymenoptera, Trichogrammatidae. The record is from RefSeq and is a predicted model, not a curated record. Bases 556 to 1899 code for a protein of 447 amino acids. Gene Ontology annotation, molecular function: chitin binding; chitinase activity. Gene Ontology annotation, biological process: chitin catabolic process; carbohydrate metabolic process.